AUGAGUUCAAACACACUUUCUGCUGUGUUGGAAAAGCAUAUUCGUCGUCUGUGUCUGAAUGACUUUCCUUGUGGACAUGGCAGCUGGAGAAAGACGAAAGACAGUACAGAUGGAGCAGAUACAGAGGGCACAGACGUCCUCCUGGAUCUGCUGAGCUGCCCUCACUCUCCAUGGAGGCAUGAUGAUGACCAUGAGUCAUGGAGCCCACAAGCUCCAGCCCUGAGACAACUGGCUGUGGUCACACCUGAGUCUCUGCACAGUGACUUUGUUUACAAUUACUUCAGCACACUGCGCAUCGUAGACAAGGGUGUGUCGGUCAUCGACGAUGGCCUGUUGAAGUUCUCAAAGUUGCAGGAGUUGGUACUGAGUGCCAACAAAAUCUAUGAUGUCCCUGCAGAAAAACUUCCCAGCACUUUGAAGGUUUUGGAGCUACGUGCCAACCAAUUGCGUGCACUCAACAGUUUAACCAAUCGCCCGUCUCCUCAACUGCAGUACCUCGGCAUCGGCUCAAACAGCCUGGGUUCUAACGAAGACGUCACUCAUCUUACAGGAAGACACUGGCCGCAGCUGAUAUGUCUGGAUCUGAGCAACUGUGAGUUUCAGUCCCAGGAAGCCCUCCUGAACGCUUUGAGCACACUCCCGUGCCUCAGGACAUUGGUGCUGGAGGGAAACCCCCUCACUCUUGUGCCCUCCUACCCAGGCUUUACUGUGGACAGUCUCCCACAGCUCUCUUGUCUGGAUGCCUCAUGGAUCUCCCCCAAGGAGAGACAUCGUUUUAGAGGCUUGGCCAAGAUGAGUGAUCUGAUAGCGGACUGGGCAUCAGCCACAGUGAGCAUGGGCAGGAUGAGAGGAAUCCCAGACCCAAUGAUGAGUGUGGAUGAAAACGCUCCUGACUUUCCUGUCAUCACCUACAGCUAUUUUGUCACAUAUGUGUUCUUGAGUCAUCAAAGACCUGUUAACCAGAAAGUCAACAGCGAGUCUAAAUUAGACUCAGCAGCCACAGAAGAUGUCUCCAGUGAUGUUGAGUUGCAGUCAAACGAGAACUGUGAAAGAGAAACGUCUGCAUCAGAAACUCGAGACUUGGUGGUAUAUCUUGAGGAAACCCGCCCGGAUAUUGCACAAGAGUCGAGACACAGCACAUCAAAGCUACCGUGGUCAGAGUGCAUGGACUUCAGUGACACACAAACAUUCAUUGUUAGCGAUCUGCAGAGCUUUAAGAAAUUCCUCAAUCAAGGAUUUUACCUUAGGAUAGUGGAGGAAAAGGUCCUGUCAUGGCCUGCAGCUGCUGAGGACAAGAAAGGGGGGAAAGGGAAAGAAUCUCCAGUCAAAUCUGGCUCCACCAAAGACAAAUCUAAAGACAAAAAGAAGAAAUCUGUACCAGAGCUGGUCCACGAUGCCCCCAUCAGGAGAAUCCUCGGCUCUGUCCACGUCGCCCUGCAAAGCCUAGUAAAAGGGGGUCAAAAGGUGGAUGUUCUGUGUGACUUUGGUACACUGCACACGGAGCCCGAGGUGGAUGCUACGCCAACACUUGAAAAGACAAUCAAAGAAGACAAGAAGAAGGAGGAAAAGGAAUCAAAGCGGAUAGGAGGCAGCAGUACUGGACAGAAGAGCACAGCAGCUUCAAAAGGCAAAGGAAAAGGAAGAAAGGAGCGCGAGCUGGAUGUCCACAUAGACGACACUGCGUCCAUCCGACUGGAGCCAGUGACUGUGGAGUUGAUUGUGGAGCUGGAGAAAUGGCAGUCUGCAUCUGAAGCCAAAAAGCUCUCACAUUAUAUCUCCUGA
Scomber scombrus (Atlantic mackerel) is the source of this 1782-nucleotide messenger RNA. RefSeq names its product leucine-rich repeat-containing protein 43-like. The coding region runs from base 1 to 1782 and encodes 593 amino acids. The transcript has 13 exons. The record is from RefSeq and is a predicted model, not a curated record. NCBI's taxonomy places the organism in Eukaryota, Metazoa, Chordata, Actinopteri, Scombriformes, Scombridae.